Messenger RNA from Triticum urartu, 963 nucleotides. RefSeq lists its product as uncharacterized. Lineage: Eukaryota; Viridiplantae; Streptophyta; Magnoliopsida; Poales; Poaceae. The record is from RefSeq and is a predicted model, not a curated record.
CGUUGGAGAUGCCCUGAUUCCACGGUCGCUGCGAACCGGUCUCAGUUAUCGGCCAAAUCAUCCCCUUCCUCGUGUUACAUCUCGACGAAUUAUUUUCCUGAACCUAAUUAUUCGCGGCGCUCGGUCCCACUUCGCGGCAGAAGAACACCGCCGCCGCCGCCGUCACAGGAAUUCCUUGCCAUGGAGGGCGUUGGCGCGCGGUUAGGGCGCUCGUCGGCCCGUUACGGCCCCGCGAUGACGUUCACCGGGCCCGUUAGGAAGUGGCGGAAGGAAUGGGUCACCAUCUCCGCCGCCACGGCCACGGCCACCUCCGCCGCGGCCUCCUCCACCGGGACUGGAUCUCGUGGAAAUAACCUCAUCCUGUUCAAGUGGACCCCGCUGAACGGCGCCAACGAAGGAGAUGAGGAGCAGACGGCACCGGCGAAGACGGCCACGAGAAGGCGGCGGUACGUGCCGGUUUCUGUAGUUCAAGAUCAAAGGCAAGAAUCUGCCAAAUCUGAUGAUGAGAACAAGGCUAAUGAUGGAGAACCUUCAUCUACGGAAACUGAGCAGUCUAUUGGGAAAACUAAUAUGGAUGAUAUACUUAUGGAUGAGUCCCAGGCAUCAGAUGAGGUUCGAGAUUCUGGAAAUUUCGUUGGUGGAACCGAUCUAAAUCUGAACUUAGGUCCGAAAGACCCCGACGGUGAAGAUGAAGGUGAUACAGGGAAGCAACACGAGGCUCGAACAGAACACAGAUUGAAGAGGAAAUCUGUUACCCCUGACCUCGAGAUGAGAAUGUAACAGGCGGCUUCAUUUAUUCCUUGGGUUCUUUAUUAUUACAGUUUCCUUUUUGGGCCAUUUAUGUAAUUUUCUUGACAUACUGUAUACGUGGAGAGACAAGUGAACACAAUCACAACUGCAUAGUGAAACGCCUGCGUUGUGUUGCCAAAUAACGUUAAUGAAACUUUUCUUUCGUUUCGCAAA